AGCAGUCAGCAGUCAGUGCGCGACGCACAUCAGCGGACAUCUCGAUUCUCGGGCUAGCCAAAACAAAGAACUGCGUAAAAUCAAUUUGUGAAGGUGAAAAAUUCAAAUAUUCUGGUGAAAUUUUCGCUUACCCAAACUCAAAAGUAUUGCAAACGAUUGCGCAAAUCAAGUGCCACAAUGUUGGAUCUGGAGGUGGUUCCGGAGCGGUCGCUCGGAUGCGAUAAUUGGGAGUUUAUUCUCGGUAUGCAUUUCUCCCAAGCUGUUGCCAUAAUACAGUCUCAAGUGGGAAUCAUCAAGGGUGUACAAGUGUUGUACUCCGAUACGACCCCACUGAAUGUCGACAUCAUCAUUAACCUGCCCCAGGAUGGUAUACGUCUUAUUUUUGAUCCGGUCCAGCAGCGGCUGAAAGCGAUCGAAGUGUUCAAUAUGAAGCUGGUCAAGCUGAAGUACUAUGGUCUUCCGUUCAACUCGCCCGAAGUCGUUCCCUCGAUUGAGGAAAUCGAACAUUCCUUUGGGGCCACGCACCCGGGAGUCUAUGACGCCUCCAAGCAGCUAUUCGCGCUGCAUUUCCGUGGUUUGAGCUUCUACUUCCCGGUGGACAGCAAACUUCAACCGGGUUAUGCUCACGGGUUGGGCUCGUUGCAUUUCCCCAGUGGAGCAUCGCCGAUCGUAUCUAAGAUGGCUCUCUACUGUGGAGGAAGUGUCGCCGAAAGCCGGCCUCCUCCGUUGCCGUUGUCCUGUUACAAUCAACAGCUAUACCUGGAAUCGGCAUCGGUACUGAGGAACUCGUCCGGAACGCGUGGCAUUCGGCUCCAGUUGUACACCGAAGGGUCUCCACGAGCACUGGAACCGAGAAAGCAAUGUUUGACUCGCGAAGUCAUUUUUGGCGAUAGCUGCCAGGAUGUCGCUAGUAAUCUUGGUGCUCCCUCUAGAGUGUUCUUCAAGAGCGAAGAUAAGAUGAAAAUCCAUCUACCAAGCGCUCAUCGGCGGGUGCAGUCCAAAAGGAGUGAUUUCUUCUUCAACUAUUUCACCCUCGGAAUCGAUGUCCUUUUUGACGCCAGAACACAACGCGCUAAAAAGAUUAUAUUGCACACAAACUACCCGGGACAUUACAAUUUUAAUAUGUAUCAUCGAUGUGAGUUUAAUCUUCAGUUGGCACCAGACAAGGUUACUGAAGACAUUCCCCUAGAUUCCCCGGUGAACAUUUCGGCUUACUCCAAAUGGGACACGAUCUCUUCUCGGUUGGCUCCGGCAGAACGUCCCGUUGUGCUGCACCGGGCUAGUUCAACCAACACGGCCAAUGUUUUCGGAUCGACCUUCUGCUACGGCUAUCAGGACAUCAUUUUCGAGGUGAUGCCCAACAACUACAUCGCCUCAGUUACGCUGUACCAUCCGUCGCCGUACUCCAACGAGUACGCCUUCGGAAGCGGCAGCAGUGCCAGCAGCGUUAGCAAUAGUACCCGUAAUUUGCUGCAGGACGGCAAUAAAAGUAAUAUCCGGGUCAGCGCAUGACCGGCCAUCAGCUUCAACCAACUGAUUCUGGAUGGGCGCUAUCUGAGCUGCGUUAACUAGUUCGAAGGUGGCAUUCUUUCUAUAAUGCAUGAACAAACAUAUAUUUCUUAGCAUGAUUAUGUGGGAAGGUAUUCGUUCUCCCUUUUUAGCUGGUAAGUCUACAUUUUUCGAUUUUGUUUUAUAUUUUAGAGCUAGACCAUCGAGAUCUAAUAAAUAGGUACAAUAAGAUGGAGUAGUUGAAUGUUCCACAUUUGGAUUUAGACCCCAGAAUAUUUCAUAUGUAGUACUACUUCUUAUGGGGACAACUACUAUAAUAAAAACAAAUUUAUAAUUACUGAAUAUUAUAAACACAAAAAAGUUAAAAACUAGUAUUCAAGUAUUGCUUUCAUGGCAGUAAUAAAAAAAGCAUAAAUGUGAUUCAAAAAUCUUCUACUAAAAAAAACUAAAUAAAACUCAUAAAAGGCUCUA
Molecule: messenger RNA, 1980 nt
Organism: Armigeres subalbatus
Lineage: Eukaryota; Metazoa; Arthropoda; Insecta; Diptera; Culicidae
Product: PHAF1 protein CG7083
Exons: 5
Coding region: 178-1512 (444 amino acids)
Biological process (GO): Golgi to plasma membrane protein transport
Cellular component (GO): trans-Golgi network
Source: RefSeq, a predicted model, not a curated record